AACACAAAAAUCUGGCAAUCUGGAACAAAGCUAUUUACUUUGUUUGUCGCUAGAUCUCGAUUUUUUACUUAAUAUCCUCAUUCCUGGGGGGAAGUAAAACUGAUGUGAUAUGUCAUCUAAGAAGCUGUCUUUGUUUUUAUCGACUCCUUUUCUUAACUUCACUUAAAAUGGGUGGGUGCAUUGGGUCUCAGAGAGACAAUGGCCCACCCUCGGGGGAAUCUUCGGAUGUGACUGGAAUGGUGCAGCACGUUUCAGUCGGGAGAAAUCAGCCUCUUAAACCAGAGAAACCUAAAUGGAAGAGUGAUGUCCCUUUGACAGAAGGGCAGCUUAGAAGUAAAAGAGAUGAGUUUUGGGACACAGCACCAGCAUUUGAUGGGAGGAAAGAAAUUUGGGAUGCAUUGAAAGCUGCCUCCUAUGCUUUAGAAACAGGAGACCAUGCACUUGCGCAAGCCAUUGUUGAUGGGGCUAGUAUAUCGUUACCACAUGGAACAUUAAUGGACUGUUAUGAUGAACUAGGAAACAGAUAUCAACUACCACACUAUGUUCUAAGUGCCCCAGCAAACUUAAUUGACGACACUAGUGAAAGUGAGGCUUCACCUGACACAGACGUUAAUGCUACACCAGGUGUGGAACAGCCAAUCAGGUUCAGACUUUCAACUUUGAGCCACGACAUUAAGCUGUCAGUUAGCUCUACAGACACAGUGUCAAAGGUGAAAAAACGUAUUGCCGACAUGCAGGUCGGGGUAGACCCUCAUAGACAGCGGUGGUAUUAUGCUGGACGUUUGCUCAAUGAUAAACUGCGCAUCGAGGAUGCUCGCAUACCAAAAAAUCAUGUGGUUCAAGUAAUAGUUUCUGGACCAUCACAUGAACCCCCAAGCUGAAAAUAAGAUAUAAAGACUUCAGUACAAAUGCGUGACUCGUGGGUCAUGGAGUUUUUUAAGUGUUCUUUCAUUCAAAGUUGUGAUAUUAUAGUAAUGACUCUUUCAAUUUGUAUUUGCUAAGACUAUUCUUGUAUUGAUGUACUCGUUAUCUAUUGGAGAAACAAGACUGUUGUCUAGAAUGUAUUUAAAGACAUUUACACUGAACUUGCAAUACUUGGUUUUAUAGACAGUGUAUGAUUGCUUAGUAAUUUGUUUUUGAAAAAAUUAUCCACUUCAUUUUUUUUUUCAGUACAAAAUUUUUUAUUUUAGCUCUGUGCUUUUAAUUAUUAUGUCUCAAUGAAAUUAUUUUGUGCCUAUUUUGCAUUUGUGUGCAGUCUAAAAACUAUUUGAAAACCUACUAUUAUAUACUGAAAGAGCUUUCACAUCAGAUGUGCAAACACUAUUAAGUUGAAUGUUGCUAAGCAUUAUUUCUCAAUUCAAACUUUUGUAAUAUCGUUUCAAAUGAUUUAAUAUUGCUUAUAAAUAUAUAUCUAUAUAUAGUUGUGAUUUAUGUACAUAUGUUUACACAAGUUGACUAUUCACGAUUUGUACACUUUGUAAAAUGGAAGUGAGUUUUUGAUCAGAAUAAGUGUGUAGAGACAUGGACCAGAUCUUUCACUCAUUCAAUUUGUUGUAUUUUCUCUUCGUUGUAUUCUUUGAUGGAACAUAGGAGUUAUUGUCUCAUAAACUUUGGUUAAGCUAAAAUAGUUUGUUCACCCCCUCCACUUGCUUGUUGAAUGUGCUACACAUUUAUUCUUGAGUUCCAUCUCAAAUUCCUUUUGAUUUCAUUUGCAUGUAUAUCUUCCAAAGGACCAUGUUUAUGUUGUUAUUGUUAUUAUCUCAUUAAAUUGGCUAUUUUAAAAUAUGAACAAAUACAUUGUUCAAAACUCAUCAGAAAGAAAAUAUUAUUUUUGAUUUUUGUUGAAGCCAAAAUAAUUUAUCAAUUUUAUUGUGUAUGAUAGCUGCACACAGAAUAAUUUAAAAAAAAAACCAGUAGUGAUUGUUAUACAAGUUUAAAAGCAAAAAGUCUAACUGAUAUAAAUAAUACAUCUGCCUUUACAUUAUUACCUUAAGUUACAUUAGCAAAACAUAACAUUGCUUUUAUUAUAUGCAUAUGUCCCUAGUUUUUUGGUGCACCAUAGCAACUGUAAGGUUAUUGUUCUGAGAUAUGUAAUAUACAUAUAUUGAAAUAAAUACAUUCCUGUCAUGAUAAGCUUUUUUGCUAUAGUAACAUUUUUUCAUUAGCUUUUCAUUCAACUAUUGUUUUUAUACAUUAAUCUUCUAAAAUACAAAUCUGGCUCUAAAAUGAAAAUAUAAUCAAACUGUUCUCACUUUCAUAUACAAUUUUUUUUUAUAUUCUACUAAAAUUCUAGUCAUUUUGGAUCCUAGUUCUCUGGCGACUUUGUUUGCUAUUGAGUUAGUUACAGUAUUUUGUUACAGUUUACUAUAAAGAUAGGGGGUCCCUAGUGCUUUGCUUUGUGUGCAAAUCUUUUAAUAUCACACAAUGUAUCAAAUAUUUUGACAAAAAUUAAAUGAUGGAAUCUUUCUAUCACCUUGCAAUAUAUACAUUUGUUUAAAGAAAAAAAAAGAAGUUAAAUUUUAUAUUUACUCAUAUUUUUUUUUUCAGCUAGAAAAAAACGUUCUACAUAGUUAAUAACAUUAAAAACAUUUUCUUUUUUUUUUUUUUUUUUUGUGAUGAACUGAUUAAUAAUUCAACAUAUGUAUUAAUUCAUUUUUUUUGUCUGGUUUAUAUGAGAUCUGUAAACUUUUAGUAUUUUCAUGUUUAUUUGAUUUACUCUAAAAUGUCAGUACCUCUCAGGUUUCUUAAUUUGUUUUUGUGUGCAAAAACUUUCCUAAAAGAUAAUGAGAAGACAAGAACUCUUUUGCUUAUAACGUUUUCAACUGGAUAACAAUGUUUUAGUGUGCAGCCCUCUCCCUCAUUGUUUUGUCAAAAACUAAAUCAAAUUAUAUGCAUUUUUUUUUAAUGUACUGGCAACUGUGUUAGAACUCCUAUCUUGUGUGUUUAUACUGAUAUGCACUUUUAUUAUCAUGCCCUCCUAAUGAAAUGACUUACAAUGUUAUUGAUACUAUGUUUACUAAGAAUUUAUUUUUAUUGGGGUUGAAAGAUGUUUGAUACAAAGUUUUAAGUUCUACAUUGUGUUUCGAACAUGCAUCUUUUACAUAUACAAUAUAAUACAUGGCUUUCUAAUCAACAUAUCAACAGAAAUAAUAAAAAGACAAUAUUUUUUUUUUUCUAAUCAAUGUAGAUUUUUUUAUAGAAAUUAAUGUAGCUCUGUGAGACUAAUAUAUAAUGUAAAUAUUACACGAGUAAAUGCACAAUGUAGAAAAUGGUUUUUGCAUGUUGAACUUUUCAAUUUAAUACACAUACAAAAACUAAGCUUGUAAGAAGUUCAUAGAGACUAUAAGCUCCUCACAUGUGUGCUCCACUUUUCAGCCUCUAAGAUUGAUUGUUGUGUGCGAAUAAAACACAAUUCUAUUCUUCAUGCAAA
Molecule: messenger RNA, 3430 nt
Organism: Biomphalaria glabrata
Lineage: Eukaryota; Metazoa; Mollusca; Gastropoda; Planorbidae
Product: ubiquitin domain-containing protein 2-like
Exons: 3
Coding region: 168-881 (237 amino acids)
Molecular function (GO): protein binding
Source: RefSeq, a predicted model, not a curated record